AUGUCCAAUAAUUCUCCUAAUCAUCAAAAAGAUUCUACCAAACUAAAUAUUAAUUUGGAUGCUUUACAAAAGUCUGCAUCAAAUGUAUUUCAUAUACAAUGUACCUCUAUACAAGAAUUUAGUGAAGGUGGUUUUCAUAAAGUAUACAUCUUAAAGAUGGAAGAUGGUAAUGAAUAUAUUGGAAGAGUAGCAUUUCCUGUAUAUUCACAAUGGAAGACAGAAAGUGAGGUGGCAGUUAUGGAGUAUAUUCGUUUAAAUACGCAUAUUCCUGUUCCCAAAGUUUAUUAUUGGAAUAGUUCUGUUAAUAAUCCGGUAGGAACAGAAUAUAUUUUAAUGGAGUAUUUACCUGGUAUUCGUCUUUGUGAUAUAUGGAUACCAAAAUAUUUUCAGGAUGAUGGAAAUGACACAUUUGUAUUAACGCAUGCAGACUUUCACACAUCAAACAUUCUUGUCAAGAAUGAUGAAAUAACGGGAGUCAUAGACUGGGAAUGUUCUGGUGCGUUUCCAGUGGAGUGUUUAUCUACUUAUCCAGUAUGGAUAACUAACAAUCCUAUGAUAGAACAAAAUAACAAAAAGUCUAGAGAAAAUAUAAUAUUACAAAAAUUUUUUCGAAGUGAAAUGUCUC
Messenger RNA from Racocetra fulgida, 625 nucleotides. NCBI's taxonomy places the organism in Eukaryota, Fungi, Glomeromycota, Glomeromycetes, Diversisporales, Gigasporaceae. The record is from the annotation of a GenBank genome assembly.